Molecule: messenger RNA, 984 nt
Organism: Rhipicephalus microplus (southern cattle tick)
Lineage: Eukaryota; Metazoa; Arthropoda; Arachnida; Ixodida; Ixodidae
Product: neutral amino acid transporter B(0)-like
Source: RefSeq, a predicted model, not a curated record
AUGGUAAAACCCAAGGCUGAUGCGGAAGCCGAGAGCGUGACCGGAGAGCGGACGGGCUUCUCCUUCAUCGUGGGCAACAUGCUCUUCUUCCUCACCAGCAGCGCCAUCAUGGCCGGCCUCGGACUCGGAUUCCUCACCAGGAACACCGAAGGCGCAUGGACACGCCGGCACGUCUCGUACAUGGCGUUUCCGGGCGAGCUGUUCCUAAGGCUUGCCGGCGUGGUGGUGAUUCCGUUGCUAACGAGCAUGCUGGUGGCCAGCGUGGCCACUGCUGGACUGGCCGCGGCGCGCCGCAUGGGACUCCUGGCGUUCGCCUUCUACGUGGUCAGCAAGGCGAUGGCCAUGGCCGUCGCCUACGGUCUCGCCGUCGCUUUGAACCCGGGAAACCCCGCGCACCGUAUCGACGUGACCAACGCGCGGCCCGCGCAGAGCAAGACGGUCUACGUCGACGUACUGCAUGACGUCUUCAAGUUCCCGUACACUGUUGUCGACGUGAACAGCACUGCAAAAGAAACCAACGCUAGCCUGGAGGGCCAGACGCCCAUCGUACGACGCGUCAACGUCCCGAACUACAUGGGCAUGACCGUUGUCAGCGUGCUGCUGGGCGCAGUCCUGGCAACCAUGUGGGAGAGCUGCCGCGGAUUCAUCGAGCUGUUCGUGGCCAUCAGCGACGUCAUGCUUAAUCUCGGACGGAUGAUCAUGUGGUACUUCCCCGUCGGAAUCUGCUUCCUGCUGACGUCUCAGACGCUGCGCUCUCACGAGUUCGUGUCCGAGACGCGCCAGCUGGAGUCCUACUUCCUCAGCCUCGUCUUGGCGCUGGCCAUUCACGGCAUGCUCACGCUUCCGGCGCUGCUGAUACUCUUCAGCCGCACACACUACCGGAGCCUUUUCUCAAACAUCGGACUCACUCUGGUCACCGCGUUCGGCACAAGCUCCAGGUCCAUAUACGAGCGUCUCCCACGCACAUUCAAUAAUAUAUCUUAA